Messenger RNA from Prorocentrum cordatum, 1002 nucleotides. NCBI's taxonomy places the organism in Eukaryota, Dinophyceae, Prorocentrales, Prorocentraceae. The record is from the annotation of a GenBank genome assembly.
AUGCUGCAGAAGGCGAAGGGGCAUUCCCUCGCCGCUCUACGGGUCGACGCCACCUCGCAGCAGCUGCAGGACCAUGUGGCGCAGUACCUCCAGCGCCAGGCCCACCUCACAGGCAGCCGUGUGCUGUCGUUGCUGGCUGCGCGCGUGCGCGAGGACCCGUUCGGUAAGGUGAAGAAGUUGAUCAAGGACCUCAUCGUGCGCCUGAUGGAGGAGGCCACGGCCGAGGCGGAGCACAAGGGCUGGUGCGACACCGAGCUUGCCACCAACGAGCACACGCGCAAAGAGAAGACCGCGGCGGUGAUGAUGCUGCACGCGGAGAUCGACGAGCUGUCGGCGUCGAUCGCAAAGGAGACGCAGGAGAUCGCCGAGCUCGUCGCCGGCAUCGCGGAUCUCGACAAGGCCAUGGCCGAGGCCACCGACCUCCGCAAGUCCGAGAAGGAGAAGAACGAGGAGACCAUCGCCGACGCGCAGGAAGCGCAGACCGCCGUGGCCCAGGCCCUGACGGUCCUCAAGGACUUCUAUUCGAAAGCUUCGGAGGCGACGGCGCUGCUCCAGCAGGGGCAGCAGCCGACUCCGCCGCCGAUCUUCGACUCGCCGUACAAGGGCAUGGGCGACGAGGCCGGCGGCGUGGUGGGCAUGCUGGAGGUGAUCGAGUCCGACUUCGCCCGCCUGGAGGCCGACACCAAGGCGGCGGAGGCCGCGGCGCAGAAGGAGUACGACACCUUCAUCACGGACUCCAGGGUCGACAAGGAGGGCAAGGAGACGGACGUCGAGCACAAGACGGCCAAGAAGGGGGCCGAGGAGCAGGCCCUCUCCAGCGCGCAGUCGGACCUCGAGGGCACCCAGAAGGAGCUGGACGCCGCGCUGGCUUAUUUCGACAAGCUCAAGCCCUCCUGCGUCUCGGAGGGCGUCGACUACGACGCGCGCGUGCAGCGCCGCCAGGAGGAGAUCGAGUCGCUCCAGGAGGCACUGAGGAUCCUCAACGGCAAGGAGAUAGCGUGA